Molecule: messenger RNA, 1602 nt
Organism: Lactuca sativa (garden lettuce)
Lineage: Eukaryota; Viridiplantae; Streptophyta; Magnoliopsida; Asterales; Asteraceae
Biological process (GO): DNA repair; telomere maintenance
Molecular function (GO): ATP hydrolysis activity; DNA helicase activity
Source: RefSeq, a predicted model, not a curated record
AUGAUAUUAGUUUUUUGUGAUCCUGGAGAUGUUCGCAAGUUAUGGAAUGCCCAUUACAAUUCUCUCUCAGAAGAUUAUAGGAGACAAUACGACAAUGUUAAUCGAGUACAUAAUAUGGUCCUCACAUACAUGAGCGUAUUCCUACAAUCUAUGGGUAACAAGCUUGAUAACUUUGAUCUCCCAACUUUAAAAACUGAUUUGAGUUUACAGUCUGGAGUUUUUCGCGAGGUACAAGAAGAAUGCUCUAUAGUUGUGGAAGAUGACCAUUUGCGUGCCAAAGAGUUUCUCAAUCCUGAACAAAAAUAUGCGUAUGAUGAGAUCAUGAGGCAUGUGUGUAUUGAUUGUACAGGAGUGUUCUUCAUAGAUGGUCCUGGCGGAACAGGAAAAACAUAUCUUUACAAAGCUUUACUUGCUAAUAUACGCAAACUUGGUUAUAUUGCACUCGCCACAGCUUCAUCGGGUGUUGCGGCUAAUAACAUGCCUGGGGGGAGAACAGUUCACUCACGUUUCAAACUUCCUCUAACUCCAGAUAAUAACUCAUUGUGUAGAAUCCAAAAACAAAGCGGUACCGCGCAACUACUUCGGCUUGCAAAAAUAAUCAUAUGGGAUGAAGCAUCGAUGGCAAAGCGACAGGUGGUGGAGGCGUUUGAUCGGACAAUGCAAGAUAUCAGUGGGGUGGCACUCCCUUUUGGUGGAAAGAUAAUGGUUCUAGGAGGCGAUUUUAGACAAGUAUUGCCAGUCGUAAGACGUGGGACACGAGCACAAAUUGUAGACUCUAGCCUACGAAUGUCGCCUCUUUGGUCUUCGAUUAUAAAUUUGCGGUUAACAAUAAAUAUGAGAGCACUUACUGAUCCAUGGUUCUCAAACUUUCUAUUACGGGUCGGUGAUGGAGUUGAAGAAACAGUGGACGGAAGUUUUAUUCGCAUCCCCGAUGAUAUGGUCAUUCCAUACACUGAUAAAGAAAAAUCAUUGGAUUCUUUGAUUGAUGCAGUGUUUCCCUCCUUGGAAUUUAAUAGGUCUAAAUCAGAUUAUAUCAUAUCGCGGAGGAUUUACUAUAGUGUCGAUGAAGCCAUAGAUGAUAAAAAUGGCUUUUAUCUGUUGGAAUUCUUAAACUCGAUCAGUGUUAAUGGUUUACCUCCUCAUUACCUUCGAUUAAAAGUUGGAUGUCCGAUAAUACUGUUACGGAAUAUUGACCCAGCGAAUGGGUUGUGUAAUGGCACCCGAUUGAUAUGUAGAAGCUUUCAGCAAAAUGUUAUUGAUGCAGAAAUAGCUGUUGGUCAACAUGCUGGAAAAAGGAUAUUUUUGCCUAAGAUUCCUUUAUGUCCAUCUGAUGAUGAUAUGUUCCCAUUCAAGCUAAAGAGGAAACAGUUUCCUAUUCGAUUGUGCUUUGCAAUGACAAUCAAUAAAGCUCAUGGAAAAACAAUUCCAAAUGUAGGUAUCUAUCUUCCAGACCCAGUAUUCUCGCAUGGACAACUUUAUGUUGCAUUGUCUAGAGGGGUUUCACGUUGCAAUACAAAAGUAUUAGUGAAGCCUAACGAAAACUCAAAAGGUGAUGGGGUUUAUACAGCAAAUGUGGUGUACAAAGAAGUAUUGCACGAUUAA